This is a messenger RNA of Durio zibethinus, 2499 nucleotides long. RefSeq names its product protein RETICULATA, chloroplastic-like. Gene Ontology annotation, cellular component: chloroplast inner membrane. The record is from RefSeq and is a predicted model, not a curated record. Gene Ontology annotation, biological process: plant organ development. NCBI's taxonomy places the organism in Eukaryota, Viridiplantae, Streptophyta, Magnoliopsida, Malvales, Malvaceae.
UUAGAUCAAUUGCUGUAAUUUCAAAUUGUUUAAACAGAAGCAAUAAAGUUUCAUACUUAUAGUCUUAGUUUCCAAACUAUGAAAGCUAUCAGCACGCCCAGAAAGCUUUUUCAGCUGACUAACCAGCUUUUUCAGAAAGUCGUGGGAAAUCAAAACAUUUCCAGGAACGGGAGCAGCUCCAGAUUUGAGCUUUGCCGCGCUUGCCAUGGCAUUCAAUUAUCUGGCUCUGGCCCGUUCCAGAAUAAAAUGAAAUUAUUAAAAAACUCAGAAGAAGACAAAUCUAUAUCCGUCAAAGAAUUUAAGUUGUUGAUUAGAAAAGAACAGAAUAACAAAAAAAAAAAAAGAUGUCAUCUUCAUCAUCAAUAAUGAUGAGAAUAACAAACAAAAGAAUUCUUCCAUUGGACCAUUGAACGUGAUCAGAAAAGCCAACGUUCAACUUGCAAAAUGCAAAUUGGAAAAAGCAUUUGAUGGCCUAAGCACUUACAUAAAAUUUGUCACAAAAAAUCACAACGAAAAAGAAAACAAAGCUAAUUCAAUAUUAAUCCAGUUUGACCAACCGCUUUCACAAUAUGUGGACAGCUUGACCUUUCUCGCACUUUGAAGCUAAACUCCCCACAUGUGCUAAGUUACCAAACCCUAGACAUAUUAGGGCUCUCACACGUGUCUUAACAUCCAACCUCACGUGCAAAACGCCAGUGGCUCUUCAACAACGUUGGGGAAACAACAAAGAAAGAACAAACAAAAACCAAAAAGUUGUAAAAGAAAAAGAAAAAUACGGCCUCUUUUAUAAACCUACCACUCAAAUUAUCACUCUGUCGCGUCUCCGCCUCCUCUUUUGACACUAAAAAAAAAAAUCUCCAAAUUAUUCAUUUUUACAGCCACCAAACAAAGGGUUACAGCAUUUUGCAGUUUCCUCUAUUUGUCGACACAAAAAAAUGUCAGGUUUUGGAUUGUCACAUUUGGUGAAUGUUAAGAACGAAGUCGUUUUAAGGAAGUUAUGGAUUCAAGAUUUGAGCUUUGAUAAAAAUAGUAGUUCAAGGUUCGUUUUUCCAGUGAAGAAGAAACAAAGGCUAGUAACUUUAAGCUUGUCUCAACAACCAGAGGCAGAGCCUCAAUCUGGUGUGGCAACGAGUAUAGUAACUAAGGAAAGUGGUGAAAGUAGUAUAAGAAAAGAAGUUAGGAUUUUGGGGAGUGAUGUGGGAGCGAAAAUCGAUGACGGAAAUAGUGGGGGAUUUUUCAAUGGAAAUUCUGGAAAUGGCAAAGUUAAUAAUGGUGGUGGUGGAGGAGGUGAUGGCGGAGGCGCUGGCGGUGAUGGUGAUGGUGAAAAGAGAGAUCCGGAAGAGGAGGAGUUUGGACCAGUUAUGAAAUUUGAGGAAGUUAUGAAGGAGACAGAGGCUAGAGGGGCUACUCUUCCUUCAGACAUGUUGGAGGCAGCAAAAAGUGUUGGGAUUCGUAAAUUGCUUCUCCUUAGAUAUUUGGAUUUGCAGGGAUCUAGUUGGCCUAUGGGAUUUGCAAUGAGAUCAUGGGGGAUGCUUCGGAACCGGAUGUUGGCUGACCCAUCUUUUCUUUUUAAAAUUGGAACAGAGAUAGUCAUUGAUUCUUGUUGUGCUACCCUUGCGGAAGUUCAAAAGAGAGGCAAGGACUUCUGGGCAGAAUUUGAGCUGUAUGUUGCUGAUCUUUUGGUUGGAGUGGUGGUGAACAUUGCUUUAGUUGGUAUGUUGGCACCAUAUGCACGUAUUGGGCAACCAUCUAUAUCGAAAGGGUUCCUUGGGCGCAUGCAAAAUGCUUAUGGAUCUCUCCCUAGCAGUGUGUUCGAAGCUGAAAGGCCAGGUUGUAGGUUUACAGUAAAACAGAGAAUUGCUACAUACUUUUAUAAGGGAGUCCUGUAUGGAUCAGUUGGAUUUGCAUGUGGUGUUAUAGGCCAAGGAAUUGCAAAUUUGAUAAUGACUGCAAAGAGGAGCAUGAAGAAGUCAGAAGAGGACAUACCUGUGCCACCUCUUCUGAAGAGUGCAGCUCUCUGGGGUGUUUUUCUUGCAGUUUCUUCCAAUACUCGAUAUCAGAUCAUCAAUGGAUUGGAACAGUUGGUGGAGGCAUCACCUUUGGCUAAGCAGGUUCCACCAGUCGCAAUGGCUUUCACGGUUGGUGUGCGAUUUGCCAACAACAUUUAUGGCGGGAUGCAGUUCGUGGACUGGGCUAGAUGGAGCGGAGUGCAAUAACUGCACAUGUAUUUUUUUUCAUAUAUUUGGUUAGAAAUAGCCUUCCCUGACCAUUUCAUUUGGGGGUAGAGUUAUAAAUUUCAAUAAUUGUGAGUUUUGGAUGCUAAACAUCAAUGUGAUAGCCACAAAUCUUUUGAAUCAGAUGAAUUGUUGCUUGCGAGGUUGAAAAGCUAAGAAUGCAGGCAGAUGGCUAUCUUCCUUUGACCUAGUAAUUCAUAUCAUUUAGUUGAUUUCAAAUACAACAUGAAUAAUCUUAACACGAAUACACGAAUGACAUGAAUAA